ACGUGGUGACACAUGACAACAAAGCAGUAAACUACAUUAGCAAGGUCGAAAGUAGGACAAUAGUAGACUUUGUACUUCAUGUUUGUCCAAAUUUCUUGUUUUACUGACCACGGACUCUUGCCUUUUGGAAACAUCACGGGACAAUAGCAGCAGAGUGCUCUGCACAUCCUAAGCGGUGUUUUGUGCGUGCAGUUUCAGCAUUUAGCUUGUUUAGCAGUCAUCAUGGCUAUGGUAGGGCUGAGAGCUUCUUACCACAGAAUCCUCGACAGGAUCGAGCAUACGCUGCCGGCUAAACUGAGACCUUUUUAUAACCACCCUGCAGGUCCAAAGACUGUUUUCUUCUGGGCACCAAUGUUUAAAUGGGGUCUGGUCUUAGCUGGCUUAGCAGACAUGACACGUCCAGCAGAUAAACUCAGUACCUCCCAAUCUGCUGUGUUGACCGCCACAGGACUUAUUUGGUCCAGGUACUCUUUGGUCAUUAUACCAAAGAACUGGAAUCUCUUUGCUGUAAACUUCUUUGUUGGAGGUGCAGGAGGAUCACAGCUCUUCAGAAUAUGGAAGUAUAACCGGGAACAGAAGGCAAAGGAGAAAGAAGCUCAGGCUUGAUACCAAUGCUGUGCAAAGUGCUUCCAGAGGACCGAAAGGGAUUCUCCUCAACUGGUACCACAGAAACUUUCCCUCCUUCAUCAGUCUCCACACACUUUCUUCAUGAACAGAGAUCAUCUGAUUCUUUUAAAGUUCAGGUCAUUGUCCUGUGCCACUAGUACCUAAAGCAACAAUUAUUACGGUUGUUGAUAACGCACAAAAUGUUA
Carassius carassius (crucian carp) is the source of this 812-nucleotide messenger RNA. Its product is annotated as mitochondrial pyruvate carrier 2-like. Bases 223 to 606 code for a protein of 127 amino acids. Gene Ontology annotation, cellular component: mitochondrial inner membrane. Gene Ontology annotation, biological process: pyruvate import into mitochondria. The record is from RefSeq and is a predicted model, not a curated record. NCBI's taxonomy places the organism in Eukaryota, Metazoa, Chordata, Actinopteri, Cypriniformes, Cyprinidae. Gene Ontology annotation, molecular function: pyruvate transmembrane transporter activity. The transcript has 5 exons.